AUGGCAAGCUACAGCUAUCAGCAACAAUACCCACCACCAGCACAGGUCGGAUCUGGACACCCUUACCAGCCGUUCCCCGGUCCUCAGCAAGCGGAGAAGACAGGUUUUGUGCCCGGCGAGAUUCAGCAUCCAUAUCCGGACCAAGGCACCCCGAUGUUGCCAGAACAAAACACAGGUGCCGGGUCGGGGUCGACCCUCCUCACGGUGAAACGAAGCAUCGCACUUGCCGUCAUCGGUACCUUGGCCCUGCUUCUUGCGACGGUCAUUGGUCUUGCGGCAGGUCUAGGUGUGAGCCAGAAGAACCUCCACGAUGCCAAGAAUGACUUGAAGUUGGCGCAAGCGAGCAUCACGGCAGGACUUGGGGCAAUCACCUCGUCCCCGACAAUCGCAACUGCCACCUCCACCAGCACUUCAAGUGCGUCUUCGACUGCGACCACCAUCGCAAAAAUUGAGUGUCCAUCCAUCAACGGAACUUUUUACACGGCAACGGUGGGCGGUAAUUCUAGCAGCCCCGGUGGCAGCAGCAGCAAGAAGUUCCAGCGUCUCUGCGGCGUUGACUUUGGAAAAGGAGAAGCCGCCGACAUUGGCUCCGUAAACACGACCAGCUUCAACUCGUGCUUGGAUAAGUGUGCGGAGAAGCAAGGGUGCACCGGAGCGGGAUGGGGUGCGAUCACGGGCGACGAGGAAACCCAUCACACGUGUUGGAUGAAGACAAAUCUGACAACAAAGGGGCAUGAGGCGGUGGACGAGUGGGCUUUUGGAGUGUUGGAGUUGAGUGGUAGUGGGAAGGGGGAGGACAACGACGAGGGUGAUGAUAAUGAUCUUGAUGGGAACUGAGUUUGGUGUGAUAUGUUGAGGAGGGCAAUUGAGGUGACAGGGUAAAGCGAGGGGUCGGAAAGAAUCACUGACUGAUAGUGAUUGAGAACUACUUUGUUCGUUUGCUGGUGUCGAAGUUGUAUGGUAGCCGACGGGAGUUUUACCGUACAUCAAAGACGGCUUUUCCCUUUGCCCUUUCCAAGUUCCCUUUGCCACUUUCUGGGUGCCUUG
This is a messenger RNA of Neurospora tetrasperma FGSC 2508, 1047 nucleotides long. RefSeq lists its product as uncharacterized. The coding region runs from base 1 to 837 and encodes 278 amino acids. The transcript has 2 exons. The record is from RefSeq and is a predicted model, not a curated record. NCBI's taxonomy places the organism in Eukaryota, Fungi, Ascomycota, Sordariomycetes, Sordariales, Sordariaceae.